AUGUCCGACUCCGCCCCCAAGCCGAUGGGCCUCGCUGCCCAGGCUGCCCAGAACUUCAGGGACCUAUUCCGAUGGCAGCAGCGCGUCACAAUCAUCGACGAGAAUGGUCAGGAGCGCGAGGAGUGGCAGUCGCCCGAGAUGCCAAAGAACCCCAUCAAGCUGCUUCGCAUGCUCUCGGCCACAAACUGGCUCUACUACCUCGUCGGCCUCGCCGCCUGGACCGUCGACGGCUACGACUUCCACUCGGUCUCAAUCUCCCUCACCCGACUCUCGGCCUUCUACGGCGUCAGCAAGACUCAGGUCUCGACCGCCAUCACCCUCACUCUCCUCCUCCGAUCCAUCGGUGCCGCCCUGUUCGGUGUCGCAGGCGACUACUGGGGCCGUAAGUGGCCCAUGGUCAUCAACAUGUUCAUCAUCGGCGCGCUCCAGGUCGGCACCGUCUACGCCAGGACUUUCAACGAGUUCCUCGCCGUUCGCGCCCUCUUCGGAAUCGGAAUGGGCGGUAUCUGGGGAGGCGCCGUCUCCAUGGCCCUCGAGAACGUCCCCACCGAGGCCCGCGGUCUCCUCUCGGGUGUCCUCCAGCAGGGCUACUCGCUCGGAUACGUCUUCGCUGCCCUCUUCAACCUCACCCUCGCCCCCAAGGGCGGCAAGCACGGAUUCCGCACCCUCUUCUGGAUCGGCGCCGGCGCUUCGUUCUUCGUCGGCGUCGUGCGCGCACUCUUCCCCGAGUCCAAGCAGUUCCUCGACGCGAAAAAACAAAACGGACGCGGCGGCGGCGUUCGCGCCUUCCGGAGCCAGGUCGGCACCGUCUUCCGCACCCAGUGGAAGAUGAUGGUCUACUGCUGCGUCCUCAUGGCUCUCUUCAACUACUUUUCUCACACCACUCAGGACAACUACGCUGUCUUCAUCGAGGUCGGAAUGGGCUACACGAAGAACCAGUCGAGCCUUGCAGGUAUCCUGAUGAAGACAGGUGCCUGCGUGGGCGGAACGAUCAUCGGCUACAUCUCGCAGUUCUUUGGACGCCGCCGCACGAUUGUCCUCGCCGCCGUCAUGUCUGGCCUUCUCAUCCCGGCCUGGAUUCUGCCCAAGAGCCUCGGCGGCCUGAUGGCCGGCGGCUUCAUGCUGCAGUUCUUCGUCCAGGGCGCUUGGGGUGUCAUCCCCGUCCACCUCAACGAGCUGUCGCCUCCGGCCUUCCGUGCCUCGUUCCCCGGUAUCGCGUACCAGAUCGGCAACAUGAUCUCGUCGCCCUCGGCUCAGAUCGUCACCGCCAUCUCGGAGAGCCACUACUACACCAACCCGAACGGCAAGAGGACGCAGGCCUUUGGCCCGACCAUGGCCAUUGCCACCGCCAUCAUCGCGCUCGGCAUUGCCGUCUGGGUCGCCCUCGGCACCGAGAGGAAGGGAUCGCACUUCGAGGCCGUCAGCGCCGCCACGGCCGCCGUCGACGGCCCCGUGCCGCACCACAAGAACCUCUCGGACGACCUCGAGACGGGCUCGUACGACGAAAAGAAUUCCAAGACCGAGGUGUCGGGUCCCCAGGUUCACACCGUCACCAAGGACGCCCACUAA
Pseudozyma flocculosa PF-1 is the source of this 1569-nucleotide messenger RNA. RefSeq lists its product as uncharacterized. Gene Ontology annotation, biological process: transmembrane transport; carboxylic acid transport. The transcript is spliced from 3 exons. Gene Ontology annotation, molecular function: carboxylic acid transmembrane transporter activity. The record is from RefSeq and is a predicted model, not a curated record. Lineage: Eukaryota; Fungi; Basidiomycota; Ustilaginomycetes; Ustilaginales; Ustilaginaceae. Gene Ontology annotation, cellular component: plasma membrane. The coding region runs from base 1 to 1569 and encodes 522 amino acids.